This is a messenger RNA of Coturnix japonica (Japanese quail), 2620 nucleotides long. It is a transcript of the gene DMP1, whose product is annotated as dentin matrix acidic phosphoprotein 1. Lineage: Eukaryota; Metazoa; Chordata; Aves; Galliformes; Phasianidae. The record is from RefSeq and is a predicted model, not a curated record.
ACUACAGCAAUGCAUUUAGCUGGAGCAUGAUGAUGGCAGAGCUCGGUGAUGACUGUCACUGCCUUUCAGGUAUCUCCAUCCUGGGGACAGAGAUGCUGCAGUCUGUGCCUGGAAUUUGGGGUGUUUUAGUCCAAUUUUGAGCUGUGUUCUGUUUCCCAGGGGUUUGGCUGUGCACUGCAUGUUUAUGGGUUCACUGGCGCCGGGUCUUCAGGGGUUGAGUUAGAUGCAGGCCAGACUCCAAGAGCCAAACAACAGCAGGUGGUAAUUGUUCGAGGCACCUAAAAUAAGUCUGGUGAUAUAUGUUCACAUCUUGUGCGGGCCAGGGGUAUAAUUUGGUCCCAGGUCAAGAGGAAAACACAUCCCACCUAAUCUGCAGGAUGAGACAGAGGAGGAGGAGGAGGGGUUUGAUGGUGAGAUACAGACAGUGGCACAUAACACUGCAGGGACACUGGCAUGGUCCUGGUCCCGGUCCCAGUCCCAGUCCCUUGCCCCAAGGGACCCUGGAGUGACUGCUGGAUGUAUCCAUCCGUUGGUACGUUCAGACACUGUAUGCGCAUAAGGAUGUUUGCCUAUCGCUGUUCCCUCCCCCUGCCCCAUACUAUACAUCCGAGGGCCGGGGUCCAGCGUGGGUGCCCCAUUUCCUGCACGUCAUGCCUGGAAGUGUGCACUGAGGGGGUAAAUUUAGCAAGGAAAACACAGGGCCGGGCCAGCUGCUCAACACCCUCCUUCCCCCCCCCCCACCAGAAGCUGUUUUUGGGGCUGGCGUCCCGCCGGAGGAAGCGUGGGAGGCUGUUUCCCGCUGACACCUCCGCGCCUGGCCCCAGUGCCAUUGGCUGCCCAUGGCCCCGGGCAGCAGUUAAAUGCCAGGCAGCCGUGCCGGGAGGGCAGCACGAGCACCUCACGCUUCUACACUUCAGCUGCAGGAUGAAGGCUGUGCUGCUGAUAUUGCUGCUGUGGGCUGCAGCCCGUGCCCACCCUGUGCCUGGCCAUCUCUCUGCGUCCCAAGAGCCUGAGGAUGCAGCACCAGGGGAUGUGGCAAAUGCGCUGGGUCCUGUCCUGGGUGAUGAAGACCAUGGACGCCUCCGUGCCAACUUGGGGCCAUGGGAGACCAGUGAUGCGGAUGUAGCCAUUGGGAACCAUGUGGAGCGAGACCUCGCUGAACACAACGGGCUGCCUGACUGGCCUGGAGAUGAGGAGGAUGACAGCGGGGAUGACACCUUUGAUGAGGAUAAGGAAGAGGGUGCAGGGCCUGCUUAUGGCACUGGGGACAUUGGAGGACAUGGUGACAGUAGCAGCAGCAGCAGCAGUGAGAGUGCGAUGGCCCCACGCCGCCACAUCCGAUACCGUGGUGGCUCCAGGUGGGGAGGAGGCAGCAGCAGCAGCCAGGAGGAUGAUGAGGAGAGCAUUGGGUUGGGCAGUGAAGGCAUGCAGGGUGACGACCCCUCCGUCUUUGACAGCCUGGGUGGCAGGAACCGUGGCAGCCCCUGGGAGGAUGAAGACAGCCACUCCCCAGAGACUGAGGACACCAACUCCAUAGAAGAUAGUGAGGAAAAGAGUCACUCACAGGAGAACAGCGAGGCCAGCAAGUCCAGCGAGGAUAGCGGGUCCAGGGAGGAUGGGGACAGCCCAUCCCAGGAGGAUGGGGACAGUCCUUCCAGGGAAGAUGAAGACAGCCCAUCCCAAGAGGAUGGGGACAGCCCAUCCCAGGAGAAUGGGGACAGCCCAUCACAGGAGGCAUCAGAUGAGGAGUCUGCAGAGGAUGGCUCAGAAGAGGCAGUGAGUGCAUCCCAGGAACGCAGCAGCAGGGAGGAGAGGGCAUCCGCAGAGGACAGAAGUGCGGUGUCAAACCUUGAUACCGAGGAGGAGCAGAGCAGGUCCAAAGAGGACAGCUUAGAGACAGAGGAAGACAUCUCUAAGCCUGACGAGGAUGCUCCAAGUGAAUCAACUGAGAGCCAGAGCUCAUCCCCAGAGGGCAGCCAGGAGGACAGUGAUGGUGAGGAGGACAGGGCAGUGAGCGAAGAGAGCACAUCCACAGAGAGCACCAACAGUGCAUCCCCAGAAGAGGAUGACGAUGAUGAUGAUGAGCACUCCCAGGAGGCUACCAGCCGUGGGGAUGCCAGCUCACUGAGCAGCCUGACACACCGUAGGCGGCGGCCAGGUGCCUACCACAGGAAGCAGGCUGCCGAGCUCGAUGACAACGACUGCCAGGAUGGGUACUGAUGGCACUGCUGCGUCAUUUGUUUGUGGUGGAGUCGGGUCAGCCUCUGCUUCUGCAGACAGACAGGGUGAGGGCUGGCCAUGUGGGCAGUGAGUGGUGGGGCCGGCUGUGGGGAAUCCCAAGUCCUGACCUGCAGGUGGGAACAUCCCACUGCUCUCUCCUUGCCCUUGCUGCUGGGAGUCGCACAUGGCAUCGCACCGGCACACACUGCACCAUGCUGGGGGGGGGUGUAUGUAAUAUUUUGUAAGAAAUGUACAGAAAGCCUUCUAUUGUAACCUCUUUAUGUCCACGGCACUUAUGUCUCCAUGCUGAAAUGUAUCCUGUGUACGUCCUUGAUUCACAUUAAAACCAUCAGACCCCAGCGCUGCAGCUCUGCUGCUGCUUCUCUCUGUGUUGGGGUCA